Molecule: messenger RNA, 3583 nt
Organism: Xiphias gladius (swordfish)
Lineage: Eukaryota; Metazoa; Chordata; Actinopteri; Istiophoriformes; Xiphiidae
Gene: b4galnt1b
Product: beta-1,4-N-acetyl-galactosaminyl transferase 1b
Exons: 12
Coding region: 178-2004 (608 amino acids)
Biological process (GO): ganglioside biosynthetic process
Cellular component (GO): Golgi membrane
Molecular function (GO): hexosyltransferase activity
Source: RefSeq, a predicted model, not a curated record
GGCCGCCUCGUUUGCCCCGUUGCCGCUGCGUUUUUCCACAUGUAAUUCCUUUCGCCAGACAGCCUGGGGAAGAAAUUCAUUAAGAGGGGCAACCUCCCAGCAGGCGGGAUGGGAAACAUCUUACGGUCUGUGUCUCUGAACUGAGCUCUGGGUGGAAAUUUCGUUACCGGAAAAAACAUGGGAAGAGAAGAAAAGAAAAGGCGUGGAAAUAUGGGGAAGGCGCUCACUCAUUUCUGUGAUUAUCUGCAUGGUUUCUGGACAUGCAGGUGCCUACAGAGGAUGCCCUUUCACUUACUGGAUAGAGGCAGUUUUAGGAUGCGCUCCCUGAGGAAGACGCUGUUGCUCGCCAUUCUGGUGUCUGUGGUGCUGGUACUGGCCCUCUUCCAUUCAUGGCCCACUCGGGCCUACACCACAGUGGAUGUGUGGCAGCGACCUGGGCCAAUAGUAGAGAGGCUUCUGGAGGAGAGGCUUCCGGAGCCUGACCACCGAUUAAGCAACAUCCCCUUUCGUGUGAGGGAUAAUGUGGCAAAUCUGCUGGCGCGUAAUGGGUGCGUAUGUGAGGGUGAGAGUGGAGGAGUAAACCUGCCCUUUGCUCAACUCUUGUUCCCGCGAGUGUCAGCUCACCCGCUGCACACUGCCUUUGAGGCCUCCGAGCUGGAGGAAGUGAAGAGGAGACGGGCCAAAGAGUACAAGGGCUUCCAGAAGAGGACACAGACACCUGCAGAUGUUCUCAUUGUUGCUGAGGCUAACAAUCCCUUACAGUAUCCAACACAGGGGGUGGAGGUACGGCCCCUGAAAACAAUCAUCAUCCCCGGCUUGGCCUUACACAACGUUCCCAGAGACCAUUACUCAAUAAACAUUACAGCCACGCUGGGAACGCUGAACGUGGCAGCACAGGUAGACGGGGUGAAAAUCAAAGGUGAUGGUGAGAUGCACAUGACUCUGUCUAGCAGCCUCCUGCUGUACCUGAACCGACAGCUGCAGUUUGUCACCUACACGAACACACUGUUUCACCCCAGCACGGCUGACACAGUGCAGUUUGAGACAGAGGGGCAUCAAGCCGUCUUCAGCAUCAAGAUCCGUCACGCUGUAACACCCAAACUGUACAACACUGGAUCCAAGGGAGACUACAAUGUAAGCGCCCUCGUUACCAUAGCUACGAAGACUUUCCUGCGUUACGACAAGCUUCAAGAUCUAAUCGACAGCGUCCGAAGGUACUAUCCUGCUGUCACCAUAGUAAUCGCCGAUGACAGUGAAAACCCCAAGACCAUCUCCGGGCCUUACGUCGAACACUACAUCAUGCCCUUCGGAAAGGUAAGGAGGCGCAGGCGACACACGCUGACGUCUCUCCGUUUCACGGUCUCUCUGCCGCUCGCUCGAGCUCAAGCUCAGUGUCACGUGUCGCAGGGUUGGUUUGCCGGGCGAAACCUGGCCGUCUCCCAGGUGACCACGAAGUACGUGCUGUGGGUGGAUGACGACUUCAUCUUCACGGCCGACACAAGGCUGGAGAGGCUCGUGGACGUUUUGGAGCGGACCACUCUGGAUCUGGUGGGUGGUGCGGUGCGGGAGGCCACAGGCUAUACCGCCACCUACAGGCAGACCAUCUCCGUCGAGCCUGGGGAGGAGGACGGUGACUGUUUACACAUGAGGAGAGGAUUUCACCACGUCAUCCAAGGCUUCCCCAACUGCGUUGUCACGGACGGGGUCAUUAACUUCUUCCUGGCGCGCACCGACAAAGUCCAGCAGGUCGGCUUUGACCCACGCCUCGCCAGGGUGGCUCACCUGGAGUUUUUCAUCGAUGGCCUGGGAUCUCUCCACGUGGGCUCUUGCGAUGAUGUCAUUGUCAAUCAUGCAACCAAAAUCAAACUUCCCUGGGUCAGCCAAUCGGAGAGCGACAAGACCUACGCCAAGUUUCGUUACCCGCCGGCCUCUUCUGACGCCACACGCACGAAAAACGGCCUCCUGUUCUUCAAGAACCGAUUUCAGUGUUUGACUCAUAAUUAGUUCCUCCUCUCCUCUUUAUCCCGAGGCUCCUCUGCUCUUCCUGAGUUGCCAAAGAAGCUCUUGUCCACUGCGUCCCGUCAGAUAAGAUUUCAGACAAACACUUUUGUUUGCCUUUCCUUGAAAACCUUGAAACGGUUUUUCGGGUCCCAUCCAUCAGGAGUCACCCCUGGUGGUACCUGAUCUGGGUGCAGCAUUGUUUUUGUCUUCUGCUGUCUUUCCCUCUCUGCUUUCUUCAGCAAGCAUCUGAAGAAGAGGAGCAGUUCUGUCCAGUGCACACCGAUGAAUAGCAAUGUGACUGCAUCUUUACAUGCUGCCUAAAAGAAAAGUUGGACCAACCAAAGUGCAUGUUUAUUUUCUGUCAUUGUAAAACAAGAAGGGGGGGGGGUAAUGAAAGUUUGAUGAUUAUUUGACAUCUUGUGGUCAGACCAUGUGUGACACCUAAUGAGACAGAGUCAAUAACAUAAGGUGAGACUGUGAAGGCUUGAAAAUCCUGUUUUUACACUGAUGGCUCCUCUUUGGAGAGUUAGUGUAUGUCAAAGAGUGUGAUACACUCAUGCCUGAAGUGAAGAUGCUGUUCUUUUAUACAGUGGCCUUUAGAUGGCAUUCUUGUAUCGUGCUAUUGUUUCCUAAUAAGUCAAAUUUGUUUUUAACAGUCAUUUGUUAUCAGCAGAGAGGUGCCAGAGAUUUAUAAAAGGAUUUUUUUUUUCUUUUUUUAGAUCUCGAGAGGAAUAUUUUAAAAACUAUCUUGUAGGAUGUUUUUAUCUGUUAUGGAUUUUUCUUCUGUGGACAGGAGCAAGAAACUAACCUCAUCAGUGAAACUAUUAUUUAAAAAAAGGCUUUUGUGUAGUUGUGUGUUUAAAAAUGUGUCUCAUUUUAGGAUUUGUAACUAUCGACUGAUCUAUAGCUGAGUUGAACACUUUUUUUUUCUUUUUUUCUUUUUUUUUUUUAACAGUGAUAUUUAACGCAGGAAUUGAACUUGCUUGCACCCAAAAUCUACUGGUGUUUGUCUUCUGAUGAUGGCAUAAUGAGCAUUAUUUAUUUAUUCCAAAUGUUGACAUAUUAAAAUGUGUGUGAAAAAAAAACAAAAAAAAAACUUUAAUUUCCUAAACAUUUGUGCUAUAUUUUGGGGUGAAAACUGAGGGUUCAGUCUAAAUUAUAUGAUGUCCUUCAAGGCUUCCCUGUCCAGCUUCAAUAAGUGAUAACAAAAUUGUAUUUAAGCAAACGUCGUAGUUAUUGUAUAGUUAGUCAAAGUUUUUUAGACUUGGUUACGUGGUUUCUUCAUUUUUUAUCGAUGCUCCUUUAAAUUUCAGACUGGACACAGGACUCAGUUUAUAUUUCACAUUUACUGUUUGUUGUCGGUAUAAUUUGGUGUCUGUUUUUUUGUCAGUAGUUGGCACCUGCACCAUAGAGUCUUGGGUUAAUAUGAUUUUUCGCAUUGGUUCACAUCAUUACAGUCAUUAUUUUGUGACUAAUGCCAAACAAUUGGUAAAUGCAUUCCAACAGUGAAACGUUCUUGAAUACUGAAGAGGAUGAAGCAAAUUAAAGCAACUAAAGUCUCAAAUGUUUUACUGCUAGAUGA